Molecule: messenger RNA, 1908 nt
Organism: Dendronephthya gigantea
Lineage: Eukaryota; Metazoa; Cnidaria; Anthozoa; Malacalcyonacea; Nephtheidae
Product: ZZ-type zinc finger-containing protein 3-like
Exons: 13
Coding region: 120-1766 (548 amino acids)
Molecular function (GO): zinc ion binding
Source: RefSeq, a predicted model, not a curated record
UUGAGGCAGCAAUUUUCUUGGAUAGUAACUCCUAGUACAUAACAAUGGUAUAUAAUUAUCACUGAGACUGAGUGAUAAUAUGAGUUUCAUUGGUUUGUCGUUGAGUCAAUAGGUUAAAGAUGGGAGAAAAAAACUCAGAAGAGUAUAAGAAAUUAGAUUACACUGAAGACGAUUGUGAUUUGGAUGAAAUUGAUAUAAUAAAUGAUCCAUCAGAACAAAUAAUUUCAAAAAAUUACAGAGAAGGUCCUUUCAUCCUUGAUGGUACCCAUCACACAGAUGACAUGAAAAAUGAUUUAAAGUUGGACAAAACGAAAAAUUUCCCUUGUGAUAAUAGAGAAGCUGGUACUUCAAACUCAACAGCAGACUCUGGUGAAAAUGAGAUCAUGAAAAACUCAGUUAAAGAUGAAACAAAUAGUCGUGAAUUUUCAAACAGCAAUUCUUUACACAAAGUGCAGUUUAACUGCAAGGAUGAAGGAGUGCCUGAUGAAAAAGAUGUCUACAGUCGAUUUUAUUUUGAGUCUGAUCACCUUGCUUUGAAGGAUAAUGCUGAUUAUAGACUUCUUCUACAGACAUUGGUUGCUCUUGAAGCCCAACGAAAACAAGCAAUAGAGGACUAUGAAAAGCUGAUUAAACUACGUAAAGAAGCACUAGCUGAACCUGUUAAGUUUGUGGAAAAACUACAAAACAAUGAGGCACUUGGUAUUCCAUUGCGGCAAAGUGUUAUAAAAGUUCCACAAAUCAACUGGGAAGCAUAUUCAGGAGCAAUUGAUGAUUUCUCACAAUUUGGGUUAUUGCAUCAACAUAAUACACGACACUCUGUAGGAGCUGGAACCACAGUGAACUUGGAAAGAGCAAAUCAGAGAUGGGAAGAACAGUCAACAACAUCAAAUGGGUCUUUUGGCGAGAUUUCACAAGAAAGUUUAAGAUUUUCGCUUGGUGUUGACAGUUCUCGUUACGUUCGUGGAAAAUUGGCAACGAGUGAUAAACCGUUGACAUUCAAUCAACCUUGGACUGUGGAGGAGCAGCGGAAAUUAGAACGACUGCUUCAAGUAUUUCCCCAGGAGCUUGUUGAGGCAAAACGUUGGUCGAAGAUUGCACACGCUCUCGGGAACAGAACACCCAAACAGGUGGCAAGUCGUGUUCAGAAGUAUUUCAUCAAAUUAGCGAGAUCAGGUCUACCAAUACCAGGACGUGAACCUAAUCUAACACGUGUCCUACCAAAGCAAUUGCCAAGGGCUCGCAGUUCACAACAGCAGGCUGUUAGUUUUCGAAAUUCGACAUUUUUUCCUUCGUACAAACCACGUGUGUAUAUGGAGGACAAUGAAAAGUCGGAUGUUAAUAGUUUGGAAUGGUCAGACGAUCUUGAAGAUAUCUCGGACGAUGAGACGAUUCCUAAGGAACUACGCAACACUAAAGAAUAUUGGGAAAUAUUGCAUCUGAAACGGCUCAAAAGAAAACGCGCUGAACAAGAUAUGCUGAACAAGGAUAGAGUGGAACAUGUUGGAUAUAUGUGUGACUUGUGCGGAAUGUCUCCAAUACUUGGUGUCCGGUGGCAUUGUGUAGAGUGUCCAAGUGAGAGAAGUACAGAUUUCUGCAGUGAUUGUGUAAACAUUCAAAAAGAUGGCGUCAUCCAUCUUAGUUCGCAUAAAAUGGAGCCUGUUGAUUGGACAGAGAAUGACUUUGUUGACGGGGAUUAUGCAAAACUUGGCGAAACUUCCAAAGGAUACAAUUAUUUAGAUCCAAAUUUCCUACCUGCGGCCACGUGACUUGAUGUAUAAAUUAAUGCCAAAAUUCGAGUUUCAUCGAGAACUCUGAUUGAACUUGUUAUGAGAGAGGGUAAGGUUUCGAUAUGGAAAAGCAAUGAGUUAUGUUUCUACUUUGCAUCAAAUUAAAGGUUUAUUUAUUUCA